CAUUUGGGGUCGCUUAACUUGCUUUCGGAUUUGCCGUGGUCAUGACUGGUUCCGGCGACUUGGGUUUCCUCCGCUUCCCGUAGAAUGAAGACACGAAAAUAGCAUGAGCGCAAGUUAACCUCGAUUGUCUGCGGUAGACCAAAGCCUGAGUAAUGGUCGCCCCGAAGUUGCAAGAGCGACAAGAGGAUGAUCUUCCUGACAAGGAUGUUGCUAAAGAGUUCUACGCCAAGUAUGAGCCGAAAGAGAUUCUGGGAAGGGGGAUAAGUAGUACAGUGAGACGAUGCAUCAACAAGGAAACCGGCGAGGAGUUUGCUGCAAAAAUUAUCGACAUUAGCUCCGAUACUGAUGGGUCAGGGCCAACAAGUCUCUAUCAGGCAACGAAAAGGGAAAUCGAUGUGCUGAAGAGAGUGGCUGGUCACCCCUACAUUAUUGAGCUGCAUGAUGUGUUUGAAUCCACAACAUUCAUUUUCUUGGUGUUGGAGCUAUGCCGGCAUGGGGAACUGUUCGACUACCUUACUAGUGUUGUUGCUCUUUCGGAGAAGAAGACCAAGAGCAUCAUGAAGCAACUUUUUGAAGCUGUUGAGUUCAUACAUUCAAAAGGCAUUGUUCAUCGAGACCUAAAACCAGAAAACAUCCUUCUAGAUGAUGAUUUGAAUGUCAAGGUCACUGACUUUGGCUUUGCCACCCAGCUGGCAGAGGGUGAAACUUUGACAGAGCUCUGUGGUACACCUGGUUACCUGGCACCUGAGCUGCUGAAGGCAUCUAUGUAUGAAAGCUCAGAGGGUUAUGACAAGCAGGUUGACAUUUGGGCUUGUGGAGUCAUCAUGUAUACGCUGCUGGUGGGCUUUCCACCAUUCUGGCACAGGAAGCAGAUGGUGAUGCUUCGCAACAUUAUGGAAGGAAAAUACGAGUUUUGUAGCCCCGAGUGGGAUGACAUCACUGAAGCCCCUAAAGACUUGAUCAGCAAGCUGCUGGUUGUUGAUCCGAAAAAACGCCUCACAGCUGCACAAGCCCUGGAUCAUUGCUUCUUCAAGGCUGUUAAACGUGCAUCUGUUUUCGUCACCGAAGAUGUGGCAAUACAAAAGCGGGCCUUUAAUGCAAGAAAAACUUUUCAGUUUGGCAUCCUUUGUGUCAGAGCACUGGUACGGAUUCGACGGCUACGAUACACGCCGGAGCCACUGUCUCUGAAUAUUGCACGAACCAACCCGUACCGUAUUAAGACACUGCGAAAGGUGAUUGAUGGCUGUGCCUUCAGAGUUUACUGUCACUGGGUCAAGAAAGGAGAAAUGCAGAACCGUGCUGCCCUGUUCGAGAAUCACCCAAAGAUUGAGCUGCGGCAAAUGUACGAAGAGACGCAGGUGGCUGCCUGAGGAUUUUGUUAGCUGGCUCCGCUUGUCCAAGCAUUUCCACGUGACGGCACAGUGUGUGUCCGUUGUGUCCCUAUCCCUGUACAUACUAGGCCACUGAAAAGGAGAUAUGGCAUUGCCUAGCAAGCAUUGUAAUGGCCCCAUUUCCUUUAGAGAUGUGUUACUUGCACAUGCACUCACUUGCCUAAUUAACGAAAAAUGCAGAAUUUCUUUUUAAAUUGAUUAGUUUGUAUAGAACCCUGUACAAAGUAAGCUGUUAACAUCAACUAUCCAGUGAGGAGGGUGCCCCAGACAUUGAUGGAAUGAAAUAAAGUGGUACAAUCUGAAUUUUUUACCUAGCAGUGGCUUGCUUUAGGGCCAUGUGAUUCGCUAAAUAGAUACCUUUAGCUUAACAUUUGGAAAGUCUGCAAAACAUCCCACAUCAGAAUGUUAUUUGCUUAUCAUAGUUGCGAUGACUAACUUGUGCUCUCGACCAUGCCCCAAGUCAAAAUAUCCCUGCAUGAUGUAAUUCAUCGCUUCUGUGUGCAAGUGAGCCCGAAUAUACUGGGCAGAACCUGAUGCUUUACUGAGAAAACAUCAUGAAAUCGACAAUUCUGGCAUCUACUCGUGCAAUGCAUCAAAAGUGAAGUGUGCUUUCUUUCUCACAAUUGGAACUACUUUGCUCUGGGAAGCUAACAGGAUCUCUACAUCGUAUGUGUGUCUGAUUGACUGAGUGCUUGAGAGGCAUGUUAAAUAAAUACAUGCUCAUAAAAUUAUGCCGCA
Rhipicephalus microplus (southern cattle tick) is the source of this 2129-nucleotide messenger RNA. It is a transcript of the gene PhKgamma, whose product is annotated as phosphorylase kinase gamma. Gene Ontology annotation, cellular component: phosphorylase kinase complex. Gene Ontology annotation, molecular function: phosphorylase kinase activity; ATP binding; calmodulin binding. Gene Ontology annotation, biological process: protein phosphorylation; glycogen metabolic process. The record is from RefSeq and is a predicted model, not a curated record. Lineage: Eukaryota; Metazoa; Arthropoda; Arachnida; Ixodida; Ixodidae.